Molecule: messenger RNA, 3231 nt
Organism: Helianthus annuus (common sunflower)
Lineage: Eukaryota; Viridiplantae; Streptophyta; Magnoliopsida; Asterales; Asteraceae
Product: histidine kinase CKI1
Exons: 9
Coding region: 1-3231 (1076 amino acids)
Biological process (GO): phosphorelay signal transduction system; phosphorylation
Cellular component (GO): nucleus
Molecular function (GO): phosphorelay sensor kinase activity
Source: RefSeq, a predicted model, not a curated record
AUGAAGGGUGAAAUGAAACAAGAAUUAACAUAUGGAGACAAGGUGGCCGGUGAUUUCAAUGGCGACAAGGUGGCGAUUUCAUUGCAUUUAAGGAUGAUAGAGUUCAAUGAUCAUAUUAAUGUCAACGGGCUACUCUCACUUAUCGGGUUGCUGAUUAUUUGCUUAUUGGUCCCAUUUUGGGUUGCAAAUUUCAAAGAUGAAAAGAAAGUCGUUUUAAUGACAAAUAAAACUCAUCAAGAAAUAUGGUCGGUUAUACAAAAGGCCACAACUACAUUGCUUCUAAUGAACUCAUCGGCGAACAACUUAGCCAAAAUUGUAGCCACGUCACUUGGUAAAACCGAUGUCACGUUCUCUCACAUCCAAUCUAAGGUGGCUCCUAUAUUAUUUCAAGCACUCCUAACAAUCCCGCGAGUGUCACAAAUUUCGUACAUCAGAAAAGAUGGCUUGUUCUUUGCAUUAUACUCGCAAGCGGACCGACAAAUCUUUGCGGUCUAUUCAAAUACUUCACUUUCUAGACACCCAAAUGCGCGAAUUACUUAUCUAUGGUACACUCAGCGUGUUGAUUCCCACACCGGGAACUUAUUUGGAGAAGCUGUUGUGUUUCCUACUUUGGCUAAUGAAACAUGGUUACAAUACGCACUGAACACGACAAAUGGAUCCGCUUUAUUAGGUAACUCAUGGACUGAUGAAAAACAUCCUCUUGUCUUGAACAUAGCUCGCGUGGAUAAAAAUGGAGUUGUCUCGCUCGGGUCUGACCUCCAAUGGUUCUUAGAUAUGUUUUCGGGCAUUAAACCGUUUGGUGGCGGUUUGUAUUUGGCUACAAAAGAUGGGAAAGUUAUAAGUGAUGGGAUCCCAAACACGCGUAUUGUUUAUGAAGAAAAUGCAACGGUUUCUUUCGAGAUUUUAAAAGCAAACGGAGACCGAAUAACAUUACAACUUAAUUACGAGACGCGGAAAACUUAUGUUUUCGACGUUUCGGGAACAAAGUAUGUGUUAUACCCCUCCUCACUUGACAUCAUUGGAAUGCAAACGGUGUAUGUGUUAGCAUUACCAUAUGAUGAAGUGCAAAGCAGGAUGCAUUGGAAUCUAGUUAUCGUGUCGGUGCUUUCGUCGCUAAUGAUUCUCGCAGUCGCUAUUUCCAUGGUGUUAACAUUGAAGUUGGCAAGAAAAGAAAUGUGUUUAACAGCUGCUCUUGUCAAACAAAAGGAAAAAACACAACAAUUAGAGAGAAAAAGCAAGAAUCAAAGUGUUGCAUUUGAAACUGCUAGCCAUGAUAUUCGUGCUUCGCUAGCAGCGAUUAGCGGAUCAGUAGAGAUGUCGAUCAAUGAGAAUCAUCAAGGAUCCGAGUUAGCCACAGACUUGAGAAUUGUUCAAUCUUCUACAAAAUAUCUUCAGGGUUUACUGAACUCUAUUCUUGACACAAGUAAAAUAGAAGCAGGCAAGAUGGAGCUAGAAGAAAAACCCUUUGACCUGGUCAAAGUUGUUGAGGGUGUAGUUGACUUAUUCUAUCCAGUUGGAAUAAAAAAGGAAGUCGAUGUGAUUCUAGACGUACAAGAUGAUCUGUUGACCAAAUAUUCACAAGUCAAAGGUGACGAACGCAGGCUUAAACAAAUAUUAUCAAACUUAUUAAGCAAUGCAAUCAAGUUCACAUCAGAGGGUCAUGUUUCUGUUGGUGUUCGGGCUCGUGCAAUGAGCCAGAAUGUGCAGAGCUCGAUAACUGCCUCGGAUCAUGAUAGGUUUGAACGAUGGCGGUCGUGUUUGUUUUGUAGAAGUAAUGACAAGUGUGGUGGUGAUGUUGAAGCAGUUGAUGAAGUUGUUGGUGAUAGUAACUGCAUGGAGUUUGUGUUUGAGGUUAAUGAUACUGGAAAGGGUAUUGCAAAAGAGAAACAAGCUUCUAUUUUUGAAAAUUAUGUGCAGGUUAAAGAAACUGAACAUGAGUUUGAAGGCACUGGAUUAGGGCUCGCCAUUGUUCAAUCUCUGGUAAGAUUGAUGGGUGGAGAAAUAAGCAUAGUUGACAAAGAACCCGGAGAAAAGGGGACAUCUUUCAGGUUUCAUGUCGUUUUUAAGGUUAUCCGAUCUGAUCAACAUGUAAUUAGUGAUGAAGAAAAGGUCAACAUGUCAUCAGGGUCAAACACCGGGUCAAACACCCCCUUCUGUAGCCCCAAACGAAGAGAUUACAACUCCAGUACAGUUGUUCUUUUCAUUAGCAGCGACGAAAGACGUAAAGUGUCACAAAAGUUUAUACGCGCUAGAGGGGUUAAAGUUGUUGUAGCGAAAACUGUUGGAGAGCUUUCGGAAACUCUCAAGGAGUUUAGACAGUCCGCGAGUAAAGUAUGCUCUCCAGGUUCUUAUAUAAAUUUAAGUUUCGGGUAUUUGACAAGGCCCGGUAGGAGCCCAAAUAAGGAGGUUCCUUUAAGUGCAUUGGAUGGGACAGAUGCGUCACAGGCCCGAAUGAGUAAUCCGACCACUCAAACGGGCUUUAUAUUACUUGUGGUGGACACAACGCGGGCCAAUUUUCGUGAGCUAUGUAAGGUGGUGGCUGAGUUUAGAAAAGAGUCAAAAGAUGCUUGUUUUAGAGUUGUUUGGUUAGGAUUUAGGUGCAUGCAAGCCCAUGGGUUGGAUGAGAAGCAACUCCCACCGUCGGAUGUCAUCAUACCAAUGCCGCUUCAUGGGUCCCGGUUAUACUCGUUGAUCGAUCUUUUACCGGAGUUUAGAAGUAAGUUCCCCUGCACGCCGCCACGUGGGAACCCGCAUACACCCGAAAGACAAGUGGAAGUAGAAGAAAUCACUAGGAUUUCACCAAACAAGAGCCCAUUGAGAGGGAAGAAAGUGUUGCUAGUUGAGGAUAACUCUAUGCAGCAGAUGAUUGCCAAGAGGAUCUUUUUGAAGAAUGGUGUGAUAUUCGACAUGUGUACGAAUGGGAAAGAAGCGUUGACUUUUGUCUCCAAAGGGUUGACUGAUCAAAAAGAUCUUGGAGCUUCACAUAUUCUUCCAUAUGACUAUAUCUUAAUGGAUUGCCAGAUGCCUGUGAUGGACGGCUGUGAAGCAACAUGGCAGAUACGACAAAUGGAGAAAGAGUAUGGUGUACACAUCCCGAUCAUCGGUUUAUCUGCGCAUGGAGAAGGCGAAGAAUUAAACAAGUUCGUAAAGGGAAUCGAUAGUCAUGUUUCCAAACCAUUAAAUGAGCACAAGUUGUUGAAAGUGAUCGAAGAUCUUCAUAGCAGAAACUAA